CACUAUUUUUUCUGCUGCUAGAGGAAGUCACAUCCCGAGCAGUAGCUCAGCUCUCUGCGAAGUGUUACAUGUGAGCAUUACUAGGCGUUUCGUCCUGCGGUUCUGCAGUCUUUGCUCUUCAGACUGUUGCUCAGUUGGAGUGCUCCUGUGGGGCCGAUUCUGAGGUUUUGUAUUUUCUAAGGACCUACUCGUUUGGAGGUGUCCGUGACGUUUUGCAAGAUCAUCUGAGGAACAGGAGGGCGUCUGAAAAGGGCUGCUGAGGAUAGCUGUAGCGGUUUUCACGGUGGAAGGAAACUACAUUGGCACAGAGGCAGACGACUGAAUAAAGUAGCUGGCUCAGAGAAGAUGCACAGUCUGCUGUUUCUUCCUCUGAAUGAAGACUGUUUCAUGGAAGCUGUAUUCAUGUGGAGAUCAAAGAAAACACUGGAAUGAUAAACUACGGGAGCUUUUCCCCCCAUCUCUCUCUCUCUCUCUCUUUUUUUUUUAACACGAAAAGCCUUCUGGAGCAGUAAUCUGAGCUCAGAUGCCUUCUAAUUCCUUCACAGCCUGCCUGCUCCAUUAGGAUUCUCCGCUCCACGUUCUGCUGGAGCCCGUGCCCUUCUGCUGGGGCCGCCAGACAGCCGCCUGAUGGGGGAGGACUGAAUGCGCUGCCUCUCCUGGUCUGUUGAGGGGGAUAAAGCUGACUGUUUCUUCUCGUAGAUGGGGUAUCUGGAUUCAUAAAGCUGUAUCUAGUACCAAGAGUCCCAUUGUCUCCUGGGGUCUGACUCAUCGCAUGUAAAUGCACUGCAGCGUUGCUGUUAAUGCAGAGUGCUGGGUUUUUUUCUUUCUGAAACACAGAAAGAAUUGUCACCCUCUGAGCAACAUUUUAAGAAUUUGUGUUGAGCUCUAGAUGUAUUUCUUUUUUUCUGGAUAGUAUCUGCAUUAAGCCAGUGAAGCUGAAGAAAUGAAGACAAACUAGAAGUGGAAACAGAACAGUGAGAUUUUAUUUUUUAUUUUCAGUCAUAAGCAAGCCAGCUGCUGGUAACUAUAUGACCUUGCAGGCGAGAGUGGGUCUAGCUGUAGUCAUCUCUGUCAGCGGUUGUUUCUCAUCCUGCAGCGAGUGGUGUUGUCACCCAAAACAAUGAUUUUUUUAUGCAAGUAAAUUUCUGUGAAACAGAGCAAUAUAACUAUUUUGGUAGGGGAAAAGUAUUUUUGAAUGAGCUUGUGCUGGACUCAGUUUUAGCUACUGUCGUGUUGAUGUGAAAUUUCUUUCAAGUGUUACAGGAACCCAACAGAAAAUAAUAGAAUUUUGUUGUUUGGGGGAAGUUAUAAGUUACGUCGUUAUCAUUUUAAACUUCAGUUUUUCCGAUAGUGGUUAUUAACUUUAAAAAACCAGCCACGCUAUUCAGAGAAUGAUUCUAAGUGUCGUACAGAAGAGGAGGAAAAACUACUUGUGCUCUUCGAACUGUGACUUUUAUCACACAGCUUAGAACUCAGGGUUUAAAGGAGCGAAUGAGUCGAGUGUGCAUUGUAGUUUUGGAGGAGGUAGAAGAUGAGUCUCCUGCAUUCGUUUCUGAGUUGCCACGGGAAAGUAAAUCCCUGCCUUCUCCACCUCUGGGAAAUGUAUUGCCAUCACUGGUGCAAGCUAUAUUUAAUGGAGAUCCUGAUGAAGUCCGAGCACUAAUAUUUAAGAAAGAAGAUGUUAACUUUCAGGACAAUGAAAAGAGAACUCCACUGCAUGCUGCUGCCUAUCUUGGAGAUGCAGAAAUCAUUGAAUUGCUUAUUUUAUCUGGAGCUAGAGUUAAUGCCAAAGACAGCAAAUGGUUGACACCUUUACACAGAGCAGUUGCAUCUUGUAGUGAGGAAGCAGUUCAGGUACUUUUGAAGCAUUCUGCAGAUGUGAACGCUCGAGACAAAAACUGGCAAACCCCUUUACACAUAGCAGCUGCUAAUAAAGCUGUCAAGUGCGCGGAAGCUUUGGUGCCCCUGCUGAGUAACGUAAACGUGUCCGAUCGAGCAGGGAGGACUGCACUGCAUCAUGCAGCUUUCAGCGGACACGGAGAGAUGGUCAAACUGCUCCUGUCUAGAGGUGCCAAUAUUAAUGCUUUUGACAAGAAAGAUAGACGUGCUAUCCAUUGGGCAGCAUAUAUGGGUCACAUUGAAGUGGUGAAGUUACUUGUGGCACAUGGCGCUGAGGUGACGUGCAAGGAUAAGAAGUCGUACACGCCCCUGCACGCCGCAGCCUCCAGCGGGAUGAUCAGCGUCGUCAAGUACCUUCUAGACCUGGGGGUUGAUAUGAACGAACCAAAUGCCUAUGGAAACACACCUCUUCAUGUCGCCUGCUACAAUGGGCAGGACGUUGUCGUGAAUGAACUUAUAGACUGUGGUGCUAACGUCAAUCAGAAGAACGAGAAAGGGUUUACUCCUUUGCACUUUGCUGCUGCAUCAACUCAUGGAGCACUGUGUUUAGAGCUUCUAGUAGGCAAUGGGGCCGAUGUCAAUAUGAAGAGCAAAGAUGGGAAAACCCCACUGCACAUGACUGCCCUCCACGGUAGAUUCUCCAGAUCCCAAACCAUUAUCCAGAGUGGCGCUGUGAUCGACUGUGAGGAUAAGAACGGAAACACCCCUUUGCACAUAGCAGCGAGGUACGGCCAUGAGCUGCUCAUCAACACGCUUAUUACAAGUGGUGCUGACACUGCAAAGCGUGGCAUACAUGGAAUGUUCCCCCUCCAUUUGGCAGCCUUAAGUGGUUUCUCAGAUUGCUGUAGGAAACUUCUUUCUUCUGGAUUUGAUAUAGAUACUCCAGAUGAUUUUGGCAGGACCUGUCUCCAUGCAGCUGCAGCUGGAGGGAAUUUGGAGUGCCUCAACCUUCUGCUGAAUACUGGUGCAGACUUCAACAAAAAGGACAAAUUUGGGAGGUCUCCGCUGCACUAUGCUGCUGCCAACUGCAAUUACCAGUGCCUGUUUGCUCUUGUGGGGUCGGGAGCAAGUGUGAAUGACCUUGAUGAAAGAGGAUGCACGCCCCUGCACUACGCGGCCACGUCAGACACAGACGGCAAGUGCCUGGAAUACUUACUAAGAAACGACGCAAAUCCAGGGAUCCGGGACAAGCAGGGGUACAAUGCAGUCCACUACUCAGCCGCGUACGGCCACCGCCUGUGUCUUCAGCUGAUUGCAAGUGAAACUCCUCUAGACGUAUUAAUGGAAACCUCUGGCACAGACAUGCUGAAUGACUCAGACAAUAGAGCAACAAUAAGCCCUUUGCACUUGGCCGCCUAUCACGGUCACCACCAAGCCCUGGAAGUGUUGGUGCAGUCUCUGUUAGAUCUGGACGUGAGAAACAGCAGUGGAAGAACGCCCUUGGACCUCGCAGCUUUUAAGGGCCACGUGGAAUGCGUGGAUGUCCUCAUCAACCAGGGAGCCUCGAUCUUAGUGAAAGACUACAUUCUGAAGCGAACACCUAUCCAUGCGGCCGCAACAAAUGGUCAUUCGGAAUGCUUACGGCUACUGAUAGGAAAUGCAGAACCACAGAAUGCAGUAGACAUUCAAGAUGGGAACGGACAGACCCCGCUGAUGCUGUCUGUUCUCAACGGGCACACGGACUGCGUCUACUCACUGCUGAACAAAGGAGCCAGCGUGGAUGCCAAAGACAAAUGGGGAAGGACGGCCCUGCACAGAGGGGCAGUCACCGGCCACGAGGAGUGCGUGGACGCGUUACUUCAGCAUGGUGCUAAGUGCUUGUUCCGAGACAGCAGGGGCCGGACACCCAUACACUUGUCAGCCGCCUGCGGGCACAUCGGAGUGCUUGGGGCCCUGCUGCAGGCGGCGGCCAGCUCGGAGUCGAGCCCAGCCCUGGCUGACAGUCACGGCUACACGGCGCUGCACUGGGCCUGCUACAACGGUCACGAGACGUGUGUAGAGCUCCUCUUAGAGCAGGAAGUUUUCCAGAAGAUGGAAGGAAAUGCUUUCAGCCCGCUGCACUGCGCUGUGAUCAACGACAGCGAAGGCGCUGCUGAGAUGCUCAUCGACUCGCUGGGCGCCGGCAUCGUGAACGCCCCGGACGCCAAGGGGAGAACCCCGCUGCACGCGGCCGCCUUCACAGACCACGUGGAGUGCCUGCAGCUGCUGCUCAGCCACAAUGCUCAGGUCAACGCCGUGGACUCCUCGGGGAAGACCCCGCUCAUGAUGGCUGCGGAGAACGGGCAGACGAACACAGUCGAGAUGCUGGUGAGCAGUGCUAGUGCAGACCUGACUCUGCAAGACAGCAGUAAAAACACCGCGCUCCAUCUGGCUUGCGGCAAGGGUCAUGAAACUAGUGCCUUGUUAAUACUGGAAAAGAUAACAGACAGAAACCUCAUCAAUGCAACCAAUGCAGCUUUGCAAACGCCUCUGCAUGUUGCUGCCCGGAACGGGCUAACAAUGGUGGUUCAAGAACUUUUGGGGAAAGGAGCAAGUGUGCUUGCCGUAGAUGAAAACGGCUACACCCCAGCUCUGGCCUGUGCUCCCAACAAGGACGUGGCCGACUGCUUGGCCCUCAUUUUGGCCACCAUGAUGCCUGUCUCAUCCAGCAGCCCCUUGUCAUCGCUGACAUUCAACGCUAUUAACCGUUACAGCAACACCUCAAAGACGGUCAGCUUCGAGGCCUUGCCCAUCAUGAGGAGCGACCCCAGCUCCUACUGCAGUUUCAACAACGUGGGCGGGGAGCAGGAGUACCUGUACACCGACGUGGACGAGCUCAACGACUCUGACUCCGAGACCUACUGAGAGGCUGAGCCAGGGGCCCGGGGUGCUGGCGCUGUGCUUUUUCUGGAAAAAGGCACCUUCUUAUGCACGCACAGAUUCAACCUGAGAGAUCGCGGAGUAAGCGAAUGUAAGAAACAUGAUGACGUUAAGAAGAAGAGUUUUAAAGGCAAGUUUUGCAAAAGGAACUUCUGGAAUCUUGAAAUCGACUUGACCAAGGACACCCCGCCGUCGAGAUGCUCGGUGGGAUUGUGCGAUUCGGUCUUGCAGUGCCAGGAGUGAUCUGGGACACUGCACCCUAGUCUGCUUACACAAGCAACACUAUGGUAAAAGAGGAGAUCAGGACACUAGAUUUAACCUUUACCAGUAAAACGACAAACUUAAGGGCAAUAAAAGUUUGGUACAGUAGGCAUUACUGCACAGCAAGUUGCCAAAGGACCAAAUAACUUGAAGGUUUUUAAUAGAACGCCACUUGCGGAAGCAGAGCGGGUGAAAUGAGACAUUAUCUAAACCAAACUUUAAUAUUUCUGAAAAUGAAGCUGAGAUUUGGUUUUAAAUGUUGAUUUUUUUUUGUAAGAAAACAUCUGAAAGCCUUCUAAUACUGUAUUAAACCAUGAGAGAAAGCAGAUGUAUUUUUACAUUUUUUUCUUUUACAUAAAAAUUUUAAAAUUCCAACUUUUAUAAUACUAGAAUUGAAAACCAGCUGACUGGGUGCAGUCAGGGUGGAAAUAUUUGUGACGUAGACACAAGACAGGUUGGGGUCGGGCUCCUGCUGCCCAGUCGUGAGUGGUUUAGGUUUUAAAUUGAACUAUUUUUGUUUGAAAAUGUAAAGGGUUUCCUAGAAGAAAACCUCAUGAAAUCAAAAAGUAGAUUAUUUUCACCCUGUUGCAGCUAAGUGGUCCCGGGGAGUGCAGUUUCAGCCUCACUGCUCUGGAUGGUACGCCUGUGUCUCUGACAUCACCCUGUGCCUCCACAGCGGCUUGGGGGGUUUCUGUUGUCGGUGGUUGGUGAAGAACCAAAAAGAAAACUCCCUUGUUAUCCGUAAGGUAACAUCAUCGGGUGUCUUGGAAGGCACGUCCAUAUUGGGCACGGUUUACCUGAAGCGUUCAGGUCGUCUUGACACUGGAAGCAGCAUGUGUGUGACGGGCUGCGGGUGGGGAGAGAAGCAGCUGUCUGCUGAGCUGGGAGGCCGCCUUUCAGAGAACAAAAAGGGGGAAGGGCUGACGUUCAGGCUUUUAAAUACCAGUCUCCGUGGGUCUGCCUUUACUGUACCUGUCACUUUCCCGUGAAAUUGAUUUCACAUAUGUGGGAAGGAGUCUUAUAGGUCUGGGUGAAGUUCCAUGAAUUUUCACAAAAUGAUACCCAAUUUCAUUUUAUUCUUUUUGUAUUGUGAAACUGGAAAACUUUAUGACAUUGUAAAUUAUCAGCUGGUUUUUCUGAAUAUAAAGUGUGAAAACACAGAACAGUAUUUUGAUCUAUUUGAUAAUUUUGUGGGUUUUUGAAGAAUUAAUGAGCAUGUAAAUAGAAAUAGUGACUGCUUGAAUACUGUAUUGACUUGCACUCUUUCAGUACAUCAAGAUCCCUGUAUAUUUUAGAGUAUAAUAAAACACAGAUGUGAGCUGUAUUUAAUGAAUAAUGUAUUUGUAUCUGUGCAUAGUACCUAAAAAUCUAUAAAAUUUCUAGGGCAUUGACUACUAGUUUUAAGCAUUUUUUUCUAAGAUAUUUACAGAAAUUAUAAAUGUAAUCUUCCAUCUUUCCUUUAUAAUAUAAAGGAGUGAUAACAGAUCCUUCCUCCUCCUCAGUGGCAGGAAGGUGAAUUUGCAUUUUAAAGACCGCGGACUGCGUUUUCUAUUGUACCUUUUGAAACAAAAAGAAAAAACUCAAGAGGAUUCUAAAGUACGUAUCUGUGUGCUUUCUCUUUCCUUUUAGGAAUUCACUUCUGAAUUCCCUGAGGGAAUCUCCUAGAAUCUCAGAAUUGAAAGAGACCUGGGGUUCAUCACUAACUUUUAACAGAUGCAGGAGUCCCUUCUCCAAGGGUGACCUUGCCACCUUGGACACUUGCAGUGACUACCUCACCGCGCAGCCCGCCCACCGGCUGAGCCGCCCAGUCCGCAAGGCCCUCCGUGCCCGGCGCCGCAUCCUCCCUCCCGGACCGGUACCUGCCGCCCGUCCGGGGCCGGCUCUGCCCUCCAGGAGAACGCCCAGGACUCACGCCCUCUGCCACACCUUCUCUUUUACAGGCCGUGCGACUCGUCUGCGGAAGUGAUUUCCAGAAGGACGCAUGAGACACACUGUUAGAUGGACCACAUCUAACCAGAUCCAAGGUGUAGCUAUAAAGUAACAAGUGUUUUUAAUUUAGCCUCCCACGUCCCAGAAUUUAGAUCUUGCACCACUUUAUGUAAAAGAUGCCGUGACUGAAAAUACCUGUGGUGCGGUGGUUCUUCCCAUGGUUUGCGCACUGGGAAAGCCGUUCCAUUUCUUUGUGAUCGCGCUGUGUGAGCGUCUCCUCCCUCCCCGCCCCCCCCCGCCCCCGCUUGAACAACCGCUUCCUCCGGCCUGCCCCUGAUGAGGGGGGCCCCACAGCGCCGCCCACGCAGGGAACGGGCUGCACCAGCAUCGCGCCGCCCGCGGGCCGCCUGCGCAGGAGCGCAGCGUCGCGGUCAGCUCCUUUAUAGUUACACCUUGUCUGUCAGAAGCGGUCAGGCCCUGCUCUGCAGUGGGUUUUCCACGCACAGAAUAGAAAAGCCUGUUUGCUUUUUUAACUUCUGCAUGAAAGGCGCCGUCUGGAGUAUCUGGUGUGUGUGAGAACACCAGCUCCUCCUGCUCCAGAGCUGCCCUGCGGGCGGCGCGGGAGCAGCAGUGACCCCCUUUAACAGGACGCUCAUCUCAAACAGUGCCAUUCACUUCAGGAGAGCUCUAAGUGUAGCUGUCAAAUUGGGGUUUAAUUUGGCUAAUAUUGGACCUUUUCAACGAAAUAAAGUUUUUUAAUGCAGUAA
Camelus dromedarius (Arabian camel) is the source of this 7715-nucleotide messenger RNA. RefSeq names its product ankyrin repeat domain 28 (gene ANKRD28). Gene Ontology annotation, cellular component: cytoplasm; nucleus. The record is from RefSeq and is a predicted model, not a curated record. The transcript has 28 exons. Gene Ontology annotation, molecular function: protein binding. Bases 1492 to 4743 code for a protein of 1083 amino acids. Lineage: Eukaryota; Metazoa; Chordata; Mammalia; Artiodactyla; Camelidae.